Messenger RNA from Leopardus geoffroyi (Geoffroy's cat), 957 nucleotides. RefSeq names its product olfactory receptor 52D1-like. The coding region runs from base 7 to 957 and encodes 316 amino acids. Gene Ontology annotation, molecular function: G protein-coupled receptor activity; olfactory receptor activity. Gene Ontology annotation, cellular component: membrane. Gene Ontology annotation, biological process: G protein-coupled receptor signaling pathway. The record is from RefSeq and is a predicted model, not a curated record. Lineage: Eukaryota; Metazoa; Chordata; Mammalia; Carnivora; Felidae. The transcript has a single exon.
AUCAUUAUGCUGUCCACAUCUGUCAUCAAUAACACUGCCUUUCAUCCUUCCACAUUUAUUCUACUUGGAAUCCCUGGAAUGCAAGAUCAGCAUGUGUGGGCUGCCAUCCCCUUCUGCUCCAUGUAUAUCCUUGCUCUGGUUGGCAAUGGCACCAUCCUCUACAUCGUCAUGACAAAUAGAACUCUACAUGAGCCAAUGUACCUCUUCCUGUGCCUGCUUUCUAUCACUGACCUGGUUCUCUGUUCGACCACAUUGCCCAAAAUGCUAACAAUAUUUUGGUUUAGGUCCCACAUAAUUUCCUACCAUGGCUGCCUCACCCAGAUGUUUUUUGUUCACACUAUUUUUGCCACAGAGUCGGCUGUUCUACUGGCCAUGGCUUUUGACCGCUAUGUGGCUAUCUGCCAUCCACUUCAUUAUACGUCCAUCCUCAAUGCCACAGUGAUUGGGAAGAUUGGUCUGGCAUGUGUGGUCCGUGGCCUUCUCUUUGUUUUCCCCUUCGUCAUCCUCAUCAAACGUUUACCCUUCUGUGGACACCACAUCAUCCCCCACACUUACUGUGAGCACAUGGGCAUUGCCAAGCUCGCCUGUGCCAGCAUCAAGCCCAACACCAUUUAUGGACUCACUGUGGCACUUUCAGUCACUGGCAUGGAUGUGGUCCUCAUCACCACCUCCUACGGCUUGAUCCUGCGGGCUGUGCUGCGCCUGCCCUCCAAGGAUGCCCAAUUCCGAGCAUUUAGCACUUGUGGAGCCCAUAUUUGUGUGAUUCUGGUUUUCUAUGUACCUGCCUUCUUUUCAUUUUUCACCCACCGCUUUGGCCACCAAGUACCUCCUCAUGUCCACAUUGUACUUGCAAAUCUCUAUCUCCUCGUGCCCCCUGUUCUUAACCCCCUGGUCUAUGGCAUCAAUACCAAACAAAUCCGCCUAAGAAUAUUUGGCUUUUUUAUGGGAAGGAGGUAG